AUGUCCCGAGAGCCCUCCAUACCCGAGACGCGCGUGCUCGCGAUCGCUAGCCAUGUCGUUCAUGGACAGGUCAAGGGACGCAAAACGACAGCCGACGAAAUCCUCGAGCUGUACGAGGGCCUGAAACAGUCAGAUUUGAACAACUUCGAUGUCUUGCUGUCGGGAUACAUGCCUAGCGCCGAGGCGGUGCAGGCCGUGGGCAAGAUUGGGAGGGAUUUGAGAUUUAAUGCUUCGGUCAAGCCAGGCAGCUUCUUCUGGGUGUUGGACCCUGUUAUGGGUGACCAAGGACGGUGCUACGUCCCUGAAGAUGAGAUCCCGCAGUACAAGACGCUGCUGCGCGAGGCAGACCUCAUCCUCCCGAAUCAAUUCGAGGCCGAACUGCUGUCCGACACCAAAAUCACCAACCUGACCACCCUCGCAACCGCCAUCCAACGCCUCCACUCGACCUAUCACAUCCCGCACAUCAUCAUCACGUCCCUGCGCCUCUCGCCCGACGACGACCACACCAUCCUGCCGCCUUCCACCGACAACCCCACGCACCUCACCGUCGUCGGCUCGACCGCGACCAGCGCCCACGCGCCGCGUCUCUUCCGCCUCGACGCGCCCGCUUUCCCGCACUUCUUCUCCGGCACCGGCGACAUGUUCGCCGCGCUGACGGUCGCGCGCCUGCGCGAGGCGUGCGCCCAAGCCGGGACCUUGGGACAGCCGAGCUGGCGCAGCGCCGACGACGUGAGGCCGGCGGAGCUGCCGCUGGCGCGGGCCACGGAGAAGGUGCUGGAGAGCAUGCAUGUUGUGCUCGGGAAGACGGCGGCGGCGUGCGAGGAGGAGAUGGCGCGGCUGGACGAGGAGGAAGGGAGGAUGCAGAGUGUUCCUGAUGGAGGGGAUGCGGAAGCAGCACGCGAGAGGACGUUCAAGCGGCACCUGAGGUGUAUGCGGGCGAGCGAGGUGAGGGUGGUUAGGAAUGUGGGUGAUUUGCUCCUGCUUGGGGACGGGAGCGAUAGGGAUAAAUUUGUCGCAAGGGAGGUUCUAGUGGACGGUUGGGAUGUGGAGGCUGGUGCGGUGCAGGUUGAGACGGCCUAA
Molecule: messenger RNA, 1080 nt
Organism: Lasiodiplodia theobromae
Lineage: Eukaryota; Fungi; Ascomycota; Dothideomycetes; Botryosphaeriales; Botryosphaeriaceae
Product: Pyridoxine kinase
Exons: 6
Coding region: 1-1080 (359 amino acids)
Biological process (GO): pyridoxal 5'-phosphate salvage
Cellular component (GO): cytosol
Molecular function (GO): pyridoxal kinase activity
Source: RefSeq, a predicted model, not a curated record